AUUUUUAAUAUGAUUGUGCAAUGUACUUGAAGACGCGACCAUGUACUUGUUAUAUAUACACGUUUCACUUGGUGCUGUACACGAAUUCCAGUGAUGUUUAGGCUUCGGUAUACUGUAGCAUACCUUUCGGUUUACUGUGUCACCUCCAGGUCUAGUCACAACAAUAUGCCUCAUUCGCACACCACACACCACAGAACCAUUGGCAGUGCGUUGUAUUUUAACGUAAGAUGUUGGCCCAAGUGGAGACACGUUGGAGGGUCACCUCCUUUUCCUGUUGAUCUUGAGCUGUCAUCAGCCGAACGCCUGGACGCUGAGCCCAUGCUUCUGAUAUCGUGAUCAGGUACUUGUAUCGUAACCUCUUUACGUCUGAGAGAUAGCUUGUUUCGCGUAAGGGCAGCUCUCUCUCGCUCUAAUGAGCUAGAUGAGGUCUCUGAAUUCACAGCGGAGAAACAGGGCACAGGGGCGUGAUGAGCAAGGUAUGGCUAGCAGUCGAGAGUGGAUUCUGGAUUCUUUCGUGGUUUGAUACGCCCCGGCAGCAGAUCGACUACCGAGAUGAGGUAUCAUGUACAAGAAGGCUUGCCUGACAAUGUUCGCAUGGCCCCAGUGCGGGCGCGUGAAUUAGAUCAACCAAUCGAUUUUGCGCGUGUCCCAAAAUUGUCAUCGCAGUAUUGCAAACAGCGCACUACACCCACGCAGGGUCCUAUCCAGCAGUGUCGUGCGCGUAUUGAUCCGGGCUGGUAGCUGCUAGAGGUCAUCAUCAUGUUUUGAGGGGUGUUUCGAAGCGGGGACAGCUUGCGAAGUGCAAGGAAUAAACAGCAUGAGUAGAGGCCCUGGGGCAAGUCCGUUCCAUAAGUAGAAAUUUACGUCUUGGGCAACGGACAGAAUUCCAAUAGGUCGGCGUUUGCUACAAACGAGCCCCAAGCCUCGCUGGAAGAGCUCGCUAGAUGUGUCGUCCUCUGCGAUCUGCACCAGGUCAGAGACCUCUCGUCGAACGAGGAUGUAAUAUAAGUCGCGAAACUGCUGGAAGGGAAUAUUGAAAACCUGUGCUUCACGGUGACAACCCACAAGCGGUGUGCUCUCCGAGAUCUCUAAGCUAUUCCAGAGUGGAGUAUGCCAGUCGUGGUGCAUGUAUCACACGUCCUCUCUCCGUAGAAUGCUGCUGAAAGAAUGCUUGCACUGCGGCGCAGAAUCAGUGUCAGUGUCGAGUGCUAGUGCAGUAGUGGAACUUUCCAGUCUAGCCUGCAGGUGAGCUGCAAACACUCACGGAAUACCCCCGCUGUGCAGAGUCCGAGGGGUUGCUUGUACUACAUGUAACACUAAGGAGUUACAUUGUAUCAUCGUCAUACUCAUAGUGCAUGCUGCGGCCUACUUCCGAAGGUUUGCUUCAUGCAGAGGACGACGGGAGGGUGGAUGUUAUCUGCCGCUCUCGUCCCGUUCGUCGAGGUCUUGUCUCGUCGCUUGUCAGGGAUUCCCCGCUGUGUGCUCCACCGCUUUCAACCCCAUCACCGAACAAUAACUUUACUGUAAUGUCGGUACGCUUGUUGGCCGGUCAGCCCCCGCAUCAGCCCUCUCACGGCCCUGCCUCCUUGUCGCUGCUCGUUUCGCUACUGUGCGCCACAGUGGUACUGCACAUACAUGUACUUAGCUCUGGUGCGCAAGGCUCUGUUGUUGGACUGCAGCCAGCUGCGACGAAGGGUGACGGCGAGGAAUACCCGCCGACCCCACCAAGUGUUCGCAACGAUCAUGAUGAUGAUGAUAAUAACAGGAAGGCCAUUGGACCCUACCUACCCGACACACGCGACACGGACGACUACAGUUGCGUAGCGCCAAGGAGAGGACUGAAGAUCGUCGAAAAGGACCAGUGCUUUGCGCCAUGCAUGAGACACUGCGCGGAAGGACUGCGUGCAGGCUUCUUCCACCUGUCCUGCCUGAUCCCGACAUGCCUCCCCCAAACAGUCAUGAACAAGGAGAGUCCCAGAGGGCGUGAGAGCAUGUCCAAUGAGAAUGAAAACGAGCAUGCAGAGGAUGUUGAACCGUGGGUGUUUGAAACUGAUCGGUACUCGGUCGGACUGGGGGAAUUCCCCGGGAACAAAUAUCAUAAUAACCACUCGGCAUCUGAUCUACGACCAACAAACGGAUUUGCCAUGACAAUCCAUCCGUUCACGUCGUGGCGUAGGUCCAUGCGCUUCAAUCUGUCGGCGUACAGGGAGCGAGGGCUUGCCUUUGAUUUCUUCUCUGCACAAAUCGGCCUGGUAACCAAUGACGAAGAAGAGCGUGUGUGCUCGCUGGAGAGUGACCGGCGGGAGAAUCAGAAUCCGGAUGACACUAUCACCUUCACGAUAAUCUCUAACAGAGGACGACUCUUCACAAGGAACCUCAAGACGCGCACCGAUGCCAAGCUGAAGGUCAACUUCGCCAUCCAUCUCCCGGAGAACGUCCGGACGCUGCGCCUGCACGUGUACCGCCAGAAGCGGCACUUCCGCCUGAGCCCGUUCUGCGCGCCCCGCAUCUACGCGGUCUGGUCGCAGGCCAGUCUCAGCAACGGGCGGCCGAUACUGCCGGCGUGCGGCAAGGAAUGCCGCAUCGACGGCAAGGGAGUGUACUUAUCGUGUCUGCUCGGAGGCUGCUCGGGAACUGCCCUGAAAUACAAAGAGCCAGGCCACUACGCGGUCAUUGAGAAGCUCCACAACAGGUCGCAGAUUUGCAUCGACUGCAGCAUCAGAAAACGCAGGCACCUGCCGACGUAUAUGGACGGAUUGGGGCGCCUGGAGCAUUUCAUCGGAGCGCACGCCGACAGUCGUGUGGCAUUCGACCUGGGCGAAAUCCGCCACCUGGUGGCCGAUGAAACCUCACUGAACGUUUUCCACGUGACCGUGGGUCUGAGCAGCCGGUCUCAGCGCAAGUGCCUGAGUCGCUUGCGUACGCCAGCACAGAAGCGACUGUACCGGCCGAUGACAUUCAACAUCCUGUUGGACAACGACAUAGCGCAGACUGUGGAGCUGGACGUGUUCAACCAGCCCAGCAGAAACCUCUCCAUUCUCAUCUCCAGGGCACGGAGGACUCUUCGCAUCGAGGCUCUGGGCGGCACCGGGAGUCGCCUCUGCAACCAGGCCAUCUGGGCCAAUCCACGCCUGGAGCAUAGCACGCUGUACGCGUUUCCACCGUGCAAUCGCGACUGCGAGAGCGACUUUGAGCGCGGUCACUACCCGCUGAGCUGCACUCUGGGCAAGUCUGCAUGCCCGGGGUCGUCGGUAUGGAACAGUAGCCUGUAUGCACAGGUUGGGCCGAUAUCGUGGGGUGUCGGUAUUGAUACUGCCGGCGAUUGGGCUAUCAGCUGGCACCGCGCCAGCUUUCGGCGACGAAUCCAGUUCAGCGGCGGUCGCAGGCCGUUCAAGCGUGGUAUCGGGCUUCACGCCCCAGGCACAGUCGAGUUUAAUCUGGGACGGAUGCGCGAGUCCGGCUUGAAAUUCAACUUCCUGCACGUGGUGGUCGGUAUGGAUACGAACUCGCUGCUCCCGCGAUGCACCGCGUUCGCGCUCAUGGUGGGCGGUGAGGCUCGUGUCUAUGGCGACGGCCGACUGCUUGGCAGCUGGGUGAUGGCGCAUCAGCACUCGGCGCGUUCGCGGCAGUCCUCGCUCAACCCAAAGCAGACGUACGGGUCUGGGCACGACGUGUACAUCUCAGUGAAUGGAGUCGACAAGCUGCGCUUUGUCGCACGCAACCCGACAAACAGCUUGUGCGGCCAUGUGGCGUUUGGCCUGGCCGAGUUGAUAACUCUUGAUUCAUAUUAGCGCCUUUUGACAUCAGUGUCACGAGUUGAGUGCCAAUGCCUUGAUUGCACUAGCUAUCAAGGAAGCAUAUUAUAUCUUUUAAGAAGAUGAUAUCUAUUCGCCACGAGAUUUGAUUGUUUAUGGCGUUCUGGCAUGGAUUUUAGCGGCUGUACCACACAGAAUUGUACUUGAACACUAAACAGUCGAACGAAUUGAUUAUACUCGGGGCGUUCAUACGUUCUAUCCCUUA
Messenger RNA from Sycon ciliatum, 4020 nucleotides. RefSeq lists its product as uncharacterized. The record is from RefSeq and is a predicted model, not a curated record. The transcript is spliced from 2 exons. The coding region runs from base 1356 to 3791 and encodes 811 amino acids. NCBI's taxonomy places the organism in Eukaryota, Metazoa, Porifera, Calcarea, Leucosolenida, Sycettidae.